Messenger RNA from Vigna umbellata (rice bean), 1852 nucleotides. RefSeq names its product protein HOTHEAD-like. The record is from RefSeq and is a predicted model, not a curated record. Gene Ontology annotation, molecular function: flavin adenine dinucleotide binding; oxidoreductase activity, acting on CH-OH group of donors. Lineage: Eukaryota; Viridiplantae; Streptophyta; Magnoliopsida; Fabales; Fabaceae.
ACACAGAAGAGAAGGCCAACCAGAGCCAGCCACUCAGAGGUUGAAGAAGCUGCUUUUCUCAGACUCCAUGGCGUCCAUUGGUGCACUCAAAUUCUUCCUUUACUUACUUCCAUGUCUCCUCAACUAUCUACCUCAUUCUCAAGGUAAGCAGAAUUGGAAUGGUGAGUACCCAUUUAUCAGGAGAGGAAGUUCAUUGGGGCGUUUGGACAAUGGUGGUUAUGACUAUAUAAUAGUGGGAGGUGGCACUGCAGGGUGUCCAUUGGCUGCAACGCUGUCUAAGAAAUUCAAAGUUCUGGUGCUUGAAAGAGGAGGAGUCCCUUUCAACAACCCCAAUGUGACAUUUCUGCGAAACUUUCACAUAACUUUGGCAGACACUUCACCAACUUCGGCUUCUCAGUACUUCAUUUCAACAGACGGAGUGCUGAAUGCAAGAGGAAGGGUUUUGGGAGGUGGCAGUUCCAUUAACGCUGGCUUCUACACUCGAGCUAACCCUAGAUUUAUAAGGAAGGUGGGGUGGGAUACAAAGCUAGUGAACGAGUCUUAUCCUUGGGUGGAGAAGCAGGUUGUUCAUCGUCCAAAGUUUUCACAUUGGCAGAGAGCAGUCAGGGACGGGCUUCUAGAUGCUGGUGUGUCACCUUUUAAUGGAUUCACCUAUGAUCAUAAGUAUGGAACCAAAGUUGGUGGAACCAUUUUUGACAGAUUUGGCCGCCGCCACACCGCUGCUGAGUUGCUCGCUUCUGGGAAUCCUAAGAAACUUACUGUCCUCGUCCAUGCCACUGUCCAAAAGAUUGUUUUUGAUACAACAGGAAAGAAACCAAAAGCCAUUGGGGUUAUUUUCAAGGAUGAAAAUGGAAAGCAGCAUCAGGCAUUUCUGGGAACUGGGAGGAAGAGUGAAGUGAUUGUGUCUAGUGGGGCAAUUGGCACUCCUCAAUUGCUACUGCUCAGUGGAAUUGGCCCCAGAGAAGAGCUUCAGAAAUUCAACAUCCCUGUAGUGCUUCACAAUGAAUUUGUCGGUAAAGGCAUGGCUGAUAACCCCAUGAACACAAUUUUCGUUCCUUCCAAGAGACCAGUUCAGCAGUCACUCAUAGAAACUGUCGGUAUAACCAAUCUGGGUGUGUACAUUGAGACUAGUUGUGGCUUUGGUCAGUCCAAAGACAGCAUUCACUGUCACCAUGGUAUCUUGUCAGCUGAGAUUGGGCAGCUGUCGACAAUUCCACCAAAGCAAAGAUCACGAGAAGCUGUUGAGGCCUUUGUGAAGAGCAAGAAAGACAUACCAAUCGAAGCAUUCAGGGGAGGGUUCAUACUGUCAAAAGUUGCGAGUCCUUGGUCUACAGGUGAACUGAUGUUGAUAAACACCAACGUGGAGGAGAACCCUGCUGUUACCUUCAACUAUUUCAGCCACCCUCAUGAUCUUAAUCGCUGCGUGGAGGGUAUCCGCUUAGCCAUAAAGGUUGUUCAGUCACAGCACGUCACAAACUACACUAUGUGUGACAGACAAAGCGCAGAGAAAAUGUUGAACAUCAGUGUGCAGGCAAAUAUCAACCUCAUACCCAAACAUCCCAAUGACACAAAGUCACUGGAACAGUUUUGUAGAGACUCUGUGAUCACUAUUUGGCACUACCAUGGUGGGUGCCAUGUGGGGAAAGUAGUAAACUCUGAGUAUAAGGUUCUUGGUGUUGACAGACUCCGUGUGGUAGAUGGCUCCACAUUUUCUGAGUCCCCAGGAACCAAUCCUCAAGCCACUGUCAUGAUGAUGGGCAGGUACAUGGGACUGAAGAUUCUAAGAGACAGGUUGGGGAAAUUGGGUGAUAUUUAAGAUGAGUCAGGAGUGUGUAAUAUGAAAUUAUCUCAC